Messenger RNA from Cottoperca gobio, 5212 nucleotides. RefSeq names its product adhesion G protein-coupled receptor A3 (gene adgra3). Gene Ontology annotation, molecular function: protein binding; G protein-coupled receptor activity. Gene Ontology annotation, cellular component: external side of plasma membrane; plasma membrane. NCBI's taxonomy places the organism in Eukaryota, Metazoa, Chordata, Actinopteri, Perciformes, Bovichtidae. The transcript has 19 exons. Bases 752 to 4927 code for a protein of 1391 amino acids. The record is from RefSeq and is a predicted model, not a curated record. Gene Ontology annotation, biological process: cell surface receptor signaling pathway; G protein-coupled receptor signaling pathway.
GCAGAGCCAUGGGAGGAGGAGGACUUCUCAAUGGACAGACCUGGCCUUGAAUACUUUCCAAAGACGCAGAGGAGCGAAAAGAGACAAAACAACUUUGGAUAUUCUUCUUUAAAGAGUUAUAGGGCUUUUUUUAAACUUUAGUUUUUACAUCUGCAGCACUCUUUGAGCUGAGAAGUGUUAGUAGCGUUUUUAUCUUGUUUUUUUUUCCAGAGUAAUUUCCUGUUGAUCCCUGGAAAAGAAGAGACACGGAAAGUUUACUCGCCCUGUUUGGAUUUACAUGCAGUCCAAAGUUCUGCGGAAUUAAAGAAGGGGUUAAAAAAGAGGUCCUGGCCUUGUUUCCUGAAGUUGGAGCGGAGAACCUGGGAGUGCUGCAAGCCCCUUGCCUCCCUCCCGUGGAAAAGACAACACAGGAUCGGACCCACGCUAUGGGCAACAAAGAAAGCCUCUCAACAACCGCACAAGUUAUUUAGUAACCAGCGCGCACACUCAGCGCUUAAACACACGGAUUUGUAGAGUUGCAGGAAAUGAGCAGCACUCCGGGAUGGAAAGGGAAUUAUAAAUGAGUCGUGUGGAAAACAAAGAAGGACACCUCUGUCGGGCUGAACACACGAAGGGAAAGCCCUGCGAGAAAUGGAGGAGGACGGCGCGCCGGAGCCAAACCACACUCUGGCGAAAGUCUCAUUUCUGUCUUCAUAACAAAGCUCCGUAGCAGCUGCACGACACGUUUACUACCGAAACAUUUCCUUUACCGAUGCUGCAGGGGUUUUCUGUCCCGUGUGUGAACAUGAGGCUGGAUGUGUUGCGGUUGUUUGUGAUCGUGCUGCUCGGCGGCGGCUCGGCGGUAUCAUCUGAUUGCAAAUCAAAUGAUGAGCGCCCGAGAAGCGGUGGGAAAAGCCUGUCGUCCGAGAGGAAAGUGGUCUGCAGCAACAUGGAGCUCCAUCAGGUGUUACCCCCGGACUCCUUCCCCAACAGGACAAUGACCCUAAUUCUAAACAACAAUAAGAUUCAAGAACUCAGAAAUGGAUCCUUCUUUGGGUUGCCUACUUUGGAAAAACUAGACCUGCGGAGCAACAUGAUCAGUCGCAUCGAACCAGGAGCGUUCCUCGGAUUGCCUGCUCUCAAGAGACUAGACUUGUCCAACAACAGCAUCGGCUGUCUGAACGUGGACAUCUUCAAAGGCCUCACCAGUCUGAUCAGACUAAACCUUUCAGGGAACAUGUUCUCCUCUUUGGCUCAGGAGACGUUUGACAGCUUGGCGUCUCUGAAGUCGCUGGAGUUUCAGACGCCUUUCCUGCUGUGUGACUGCAACCUGCUGUGGCUGCUGCGUUGGAUCAAAGACAGGAACAUCGUGGUGAAGAACACAAAGUGCUCCUUCCCCCAGUCUCUGCAGGGCCAGCUCAUCACCUCCAUCAGGCCGGAGCUGCUCACCUGUGACGCUCCUCUGGAGCUGCCCUCCUUCCAGCUGACUCCGUCCCAGCGGCAGGUCGUCUUUCAGGGGGACAGCCUGCCCUUCCAGUGCCAGGCCUCCUUCGUGGCCGAGGACAUGCAGGUGUUGUGGUACCAGAACGGCCGCAUGGUCAAGACCGACGCCUCCCAAGGCAUCUUCAUUGAGAAGCACAUGGUGCAGAACUGCUCUCUGAUUGCGAGUGCGUUGACCAUCUCCAACAUCCAGCCUGGCUUCACUGGGAACUGGGAGUGCCGGGUCAAGACGAGCCGGGGCAACACCACCAGGACCGUCCACAUUGUGGUGUUGGAGAGUUCUGCGGAGUACUGUGCUCCUGAACGCAUCUCCAACAACAAGGGAGAGUUCAAGUGGCCGCGCACCCUGGCGGGGAUCAGAGCCUACCUCCCCUGCAACAGACUGCCAUCGAGCGCCGGCACCUACUCGGGCGGCCCGGGCGAAGAGCAGCGGGCGUGGCGCUACUGCGACCGCAAGGGGCUGUGGACGGAGGAGGACUACUCACACUGCCAGUUCCAGAAAGACGUCACAAGAUUCCUAUUCGUCAUCAACCAGAUGCCUCUGAAUGAGAGCAACGUGGUGGCCAGGGCUCGACGCCUGUUGGUCUACACCGUCGAUGCUGCCAACUUCUCCGACAAGAUGGACAUCAUCUUCGUGGCCGAGAUGAUCGAGAAGUUUACCAAGUUUGUCGAGAAGUUUAAAGAUCUGGGUGAGGUGAUGGUGAGCAUGGCCAGUAACUUGAUGCUGGCCGAUGAGCGGGUGCUGUGGAUGGCUCAGCGUGAAGCCAUGGCUUGCUCACGCAUCAUCGCCUGCCUCCAGAAGAUCGCCGUCUACCGUCUGGCCACAGCGCAGGUCUUCUCCCUGACUUCCCCCAACAUCGCACUGGAGGCUCACGCUGUCCGGGCCAACGACUGGAACGGCAUGACCUGCAUGUUGUUCCAGAGGCCGAGCCCCGAGCGUACGCCGGGGCAGGACCGCCAACUCACCUUCAAAUGCAACACAACCAGCUCCUUCUCCAGCAUCCUCCACAAGAGCACCAUUGUGGAGGCUUCCCUGCAGCUUCCUCAGGCUCUCUUUACUCAGGCUGCGCUGCCUGGGCAGCCAGAGGACACGGUCUACAGGCUCCAUCUACUGGGCUUCCGCAAUGGCAAGUUCUUCCCCUCCACCAGUAACUCCUCCCAGCUGGCUGACGGAGGGAAGAGGAGGAGCGUUUCCACUCCUGUCAUCAUGGCCAAGAUCGACGGCAUGUCCCUGCGUGUCCUCCGGACGCCCGUUAACAUCACUCUGCGGCGGUUUGCCCGCGGCUCUGACGCAGUGUCCGCCUGCUGGAACUUCAGCCUGGUGGAAGGCCAGGGAGGAUGGCAGAGCGACGGCUGCAGCAUCCUGGGUCAUCACGACAACUUCACCACCAUAUCCUGCAACUCUCUGGGAAACUACGGCCUCCUGAUGGACCUCAGCAGCGUGGAGUAUUUCUCCCCAAGCAUCCAGCCCCUGCACCCCGUCAUCUACGCCACUACGAUCAUCCUGCUGAUCUGCCUGCUCACCAUUAUCACCAGCUACCUCUACCAUCACAGGUCUGUCCGUGUGAGCCGCAAGUUCUGGCACAUGCUGGUCAACCUCUGCUUCCACAUCUCCCUCACCUACGGGGUCUUCAUCGGCGGCAUAAAUCAGACGCGAUAUGCAAGCGUGUGCCAGGCGGUGGGCAUCUUGCUGCACUACUCGACUCUGGCCACCGCUCUGUGGGUGGGAGUGACCGCGCGCAACAUUUACAAACAGGUGACGCGCAAAGCCAAGCGCUACGAAGAGCUGGACGAACCUCCGCCGCCGCCGCGGCCUAUGCUGAGGUUCUACUUAAUCGGCGGAGGGAUACCCAUCAUUGUCUGUGGGAUCACUGCAGCAGCGAACAUCAAAAACUACGGCAGCCGGACUAAUGCACAAUAUUGCUGGAUGGCCUGGGAGCCCAGUAUCGGGGCUUUUUAUGGCCCAGUGGGAUUCAUCAUCUUUGUGGACUGCAUGUACUUCCUCAGCAUCCUGCUCCAGCUGCGCCGGCACCCCGAGCGUCGUUAUGAGUUCAAGGAGCCGGCCGAAGAGCAGCAGCAUCUGGCUCCGGCCAACGCAGAGGCCGGGACGGACGCUGCCAGCAGCCACUGCCAACCCCUCACUCUGCAGCUGCAGCCCAACGAGGCGUCCUCCUCCGUCGGGUCUGCCUCGCACUCUGUGCCGCUGACGGCGCUGGAGAAUGAGCACACCUUCGUCGCUCAGCUGAUGGGUGCGGCGGGGGCGUUGGGGCUGUACGCCGCCCUCUGGGUGUUUGGGGCCAUGGCCGUGUCACAGGAUCACCCCUUUGACUUAGCCUUCACCUGCCUGUUCGGCGUGGCCGCGCUGGCACUGGGGGCGUUCAUGGUGGCGCAUCACUGUGUCAACAGACAGGAUAUGAGGCGCUAUUGGUCCCAGGCCUGUUGCUCUGGGAGACGAGCCUACUCGGCACAGGAGGACGCGCUUCUGCCUCAGCCAGGCGUGGCGAUGACGUCAACUGCAGGAUCUGCGAGCAAAGCAGACGGUGAGUCCACAAGGUGCGGCCACAGCAGCGCAGACUCUUCUUACACAAAUAAAAGCGCCCCAAGCAUGCGCAACUCCGCCCAUGGCAGCAAGCUGACCAAUCUGCACGCAGAGGCAGCGCAGUGUAAGUCCGCUUCUGCGGUGACCGCCAACGGUGCAGCCGUUUUAGACAACAGCCUGACGGAACAUUCGAUAGACAAUGAAAUUAAAAUGCACAUAGCUCCAGUCGAGGUGCAGUUCCGCCCGAUGAACAACAUCAACAAUCCGACAACUGUCCCGAACGGACACGCGAGCAGGCAUCAUAAAAACAGAGCACGAGCGCACAGGGCGAGUCGGCUGACUGUGCUGCGAGAGUACGCCUACGACGUCCCCACCAGCGUGGAGGGCAGCGUGCAGAGCGCCCCCCACAGGCGGCACCACCAUUACGACGUAGCGGCACGCAACAGUCGACGGGCGGCCUACAUGGCCUACAGAGAGCGCCAUCAGAGCCAGCUGCAGCAGGACAGCAGUGACAGCGCCAGCCUGCCGCGCCGCUCCCGCCACGCAGACAAAGGAGGGGGCAGCACGCUGGAGAACGGGACGGUGGUAACUGAAGACACUGAGCUGGUCACUGCUGCUGCUGCUGAUGCUGAAGUUGAAGCUGAAGCUGCUGCUGCGGCAGCGGCUGCUGCUGCUGCUGCUGCUGCUGCUGCUGCUGCUGCUGCUGGGUCGAUCUCCAGUAAAGACUCUGACCCUGCACAGCAGCCCGGCACCACUGAACUAGAAACCCAACCCAAGUCGUACGGACUCAACCUCGUCACUCAGAACGGUGGCACACUUAAAGAAAAUGGGCAGCUUGUGCCUUUAAUCACCACAGAGAGUGCAGCCAGUGUAAAGACGGGCUUGUGGAAACAUGAAACUACUGUGUAGCGACAGUUUCCGUCCCAAAGACUGCAUCGUGAGACGCCUUUAAACUGUGAAAUGUCUUCUUUUGUUUUCCGAUUGUACAUUUAUUUCAUGUACAAUCAAAUCAUUACUGCCACUGAACUAUCUUUGUAGAUGUUUUUGUAAAUGGUCUAUUUUUAUAACUUUAAUCCAAACCUUGUUGUGCCAUUUUCAGAGUUCUGUAUGAAACUGCAUACCCUUACCCCGGGGGUUAUUUUCCGUUUAAUAGUUUGCCCCAACAAUAAUAAAACAAAAGUUCUGUUUACCUAA